Molecule: messenger RNA, 1493 nt
Organism: Drosophila mauritiana
Lineage: Eukaryota; Metazoa; Arthropoda; Insecta; Diptera; Drosophilidae
Gene: HDAC11
Product: histone deacetylase 11
Exons: 2
Coding region: 26-1057 (343 amino acids)
Molecular function (GO): histone deacetylase activity
Source: RefSeq, a predicted model, not a curated record
AUCCACGCCUAAUUUGCAGUGCAAAAUGAAGCGCCUGACUGAGCGAGUGCACCACGAGGAGCAGGAGUCCGAGGAGGUGGUCUGGGUCAAGCGGGAGGAUGCACGCUCCGCCGGCAAGCUGCCCAUCGUGUUCUCGAGGAACUAUGCGGUGCGCUUUGGUGGCCUUGAACGCGUACAUCCCUUCGAUGCGGCCAAGGGCAAGCACAUUCACAAGCUCCUGUGCGCCCAGCUGCAUCUCGACGACGGCAGCUUCUACGAGCCCACGGAGCUGACCAAGGACCAGCUGCGUCGUAUUCACACAAGGGAUUACCUAAAGUCACUGCGCUGGAGCAUGAAUGUGGCCUGCAUCGCUGAAGUGCCGCUGAUGGCCUUCGUCCCGAAUCGCUACAUUCAGCGUUCCUAUUUGCGUCCCAUGCGCUUCCAAGCGGCCGGUUCCAUCUUGGCCGGUAAGCUGGCGUUGGAUUAUGGUUGGGCCAUCAACCUGGGCGGUGGGUUCCAUCACUGUUGCUCGUACAGAGGCGGUGGUUUCUGUCCGUAUGCUGACAUCUCGCUGCUCAUCGUCAGGCUGUUCGAGCAGGAACCAUUCCGGGUGCGCCGCAUAAUGAUUGUGGACCUGGAUGCCCAUCAGGGCAAUGGGCACGAGCGGGACUUCAACAACGUUGCAGCCGUCUACAUUUUGGACAUGUACAAUGCCUUUGUCUAUCCGCGGGAUCAUGUGGCCAAGGAGAGCAUCCGGUGUGCAGUGGAGCUGCGCAACUACACGGAGGAUGGAUUCUACCUGCGGCAACUUAAACGCUGCCUGAUGCAGUCCCUGGCCGAGUUCCGUCCAGAUAUGGUCGUCUACAAUGCGGGAACGGAUGUGCUCGAGGGCGAUCCAUUGGGCAACCUGGCUAUUUCCGCGGAUGGCGUCAUUGAGCGGGAUCGGUUGGUGUUUAGUACAUUUCGCGCAUUAGGAAUUCCGGUGGUGAUGCUGCUGAGUGGUGGCUACUUGAAGGCAUCCGCAGGGGUAAUUACGGAUUCCAUUGUUAAUCUUCGGCUGCAGGGAUUGCUAAACUAAAGAAUUCAAAAAUACUUAAUACGAUAAUACCAAGGUAGUACCACAGAAGAUAGUCAAAACUUUGGAUUCUGUAAAUUCUUACCAUUCCCAAAAAUAUUUCCGCGAUUUUAAGAGUAUUGAAAAUAUCUUUUACACUAGUACAAAUGGACUUCUUUGGUAGAGAGUUGAGAUUAAACUACAUCAAUCGUUGGAAUCUGAGAGCUGUGAAUGAUUGCCUAGAAAAUUACCUAACUAGAUAACAAGACAUCACUUUACACCUUAUCAAAAUUUAUUAAACAUAUAUAAUUUAAAGUCGUUAUAAUAAUUAUUUGUCUUCUAUGAAGUAAUGAUUUCAGAUCAUUAGGUUCAGUAUCGCAAUAGAUGCAGAAGGUAUAAAUAUUUCCAGUGAUUUAUGAGUUAUAGCAGUUUCUUGUCAAUAUUUGUACAGACAUCUCUU